AUGGCCAAGCGUUCACGGAGCCCCUCAAGCGAGGGGCAUCUCGAGGAGCCGGAGUUCUCAAGGUCUCCAACUCCAUCAUCAACCACAGCCACACCACCUCCAGCACCAUAUGAGCGGCCCAAUUUAGACCAGAAUACAUCCAAAGUCAUGCACUGUUCCCUGCCACCCCAUCGCGAGACGCUCUCAUUUGCUUCUUACGAAGACUACGAGGUCCACUAUCGCCAGACUCAUGUCAAUCGCUGCUCGGAGUGCAGCAAGAACUUCCCUACCAGCCAUCUACUCAAUAUUCACAUCGAGGAAAACCAUGACCCGCUCUUUGCUGCUCGUAAAGCACGAGGGGAGAAGAUGAAGUAUGGCUGCUUCAUUGAGACAUGCGAGCGGAAAUGCUCCACUCCCCAGAAACGAAGACUACAUAUGAUAGACAAACAUAUGUUUCCCCGGACCUACAAUUUCUACAUCGUCAAUGAUGGCAUUGACAAGCAGACGUCCCUGCUACGGCCCUUGAAUAGCCACCGACGACGCAUGUCUAUGACGUCCGUCUCGUCUGCCCAGGAAGGUAGACUGCGGCGGCGGAGCUCUGCUUCUCACUCGACUACACCUGUUCCCCCGCCGCCCCUGGCGGCUCAGCCGGGGAUACCAAAGGACAUGGAGAUUGAUGAGCUGGAAAAGUCUAUGUCUGCGCUACAAUUUGUCCCGACGAGUGUGACAAGAAACCGCGAGAGACUUCCUCGGGGUCAGCCUUGA
Messenger RNA from Penicillium lagena, 744 nucleotides. RefSeq names its product Zinc finger C2H2. NCBI's taxonomy places the organism in Eukaryota, Fungi, Ascomycota, Eurotiomycetes, Eurotiales, Aspergillaceae. The transcript has 3 exons. The record is from RefSeq and is a predicted model, not a curated record. The coding region runs from base 1 to 744 and encodes 247 amino acids.